Molecule: messenger RNA, 1587 nt
Organism: Cucurbita maxima (winter squash)
Lineage: Eukaryota; Viridiplantae; Streptophyta; Magnoliopsida; Cucurbitales; Cucurbitaceae
Product: nuclear transcription factor Y subunit A-1-like
Exons: 6
Coding region: 175-1128 (317 amino acids)
Biological process (GO): regulation of transcription by RNA polymerase II
Cellular component (GO): CCAAT-binding factor complex
Molecular function (GO): DNA-binding transcription factor activity, RNA polymerase II-specific; RNA polymerase II cis-regulatory region sequence-specific DNA binding
Source: RefSeq, a predicted model, not a curated record
UUUUAAUUUCCUUCUCUCUGUCGUAUUCCAUAGCCACUGCAGCGAGCGAGCGAGGUAGAGAGAGAGAGAGAGUCAUGGAACUGAGCUAGAAGACCAGAGCGACCUUCAACCUAAAGCUCCCUAGGGUACGAUCGUCUCUCUCAUAAUCGCAUCGCAGUUGAUAAGUUUUGAACGAUGCCAUCAAAACCAGAAAAUGUAGACCAACAAACAGUUGAUGGGUCGAAGUAUUUGGUACAAUCGACCAAAUACUCUGAGGCUUGGUGGCAUGGAGUUGGGAACAAUACCAUCGCAGGUGAAAAUGCUACCAAAACAGCUUCUACAGAUUACCUGAACGAUACUGUUAGCAGUGGAGGAACGCAGUCACAAGCAAAUGAUGAAAAUAUUGGGAAAGAAGUUCAGCAUCUCAAGUACAUUCCGUUUUCUACAUCCCCACCUGUGGGCGAACGCCUUGAUCUAAAUUCCCAGAUGGAACUUGUUGGUCACUCAAUUGUUUUGACAUCAUAUCCUUUUUCAGAUGCACAAUAUUGCCAAAUGCUGACUUCUAAUGGACCACAGUCAACGUUUCCUCAUAUUUAUGGACUUCACCAUGCUAGGAUGCCUUUACCCCUUGAAAUGGAAGAAGAACCCGUUUAUGUAAAUGCAAAGCAAUAUCAUGGUAUCCUGAGGAGAAGACAGUCGCGUGCCAAAGCUGAGCUUGAGAAGAAAGUGAUAAAAAGUAGAAAGCCAUAUCUUCAUGAAUCCAGACACCUCCAUGCUAUGAGACGAGCAAGAGGCAGUGGAGGACGUUUCCUCAAUACCAAAAAGCCCAACAAUGUUAUUUCCAAUACAGAUAGGGAGAAAGGCAUCAAUUUUGGUGCAAACCAUCCAACAAAACCUGUCAACGAGGCUGGAUCAAAAUACAUGGUGGCUGAUGAAAAUGGAAUCAAGGAUACGCUUAAUGAGGAGGACAAAGAGUUCAUGACUCAAAAUCUGCAGAUAACACGCGCUUUCUUCAACGGAAAAUUGAAUGGCCAUGGCAUAUCCACUUACACUUCACAACUUGCUGACGUCGAGGGAGAUCAUCUCGAUCAGCCACAUGAAAGCAUGCAGGUGAAUGGGGCUCCACAGAGAGCCAUCCCCAUCAAUUGAAGGUUUCUUGAUGGGCAAAUGGGGCUUCUUUUCCAACACUGUUUAACCAGUUUCAGUGCAGAAAACUUGAAGAUUCAGUGUAUGACUGUUGAUUCAUGUGAGGCUCUGUUGCUGGUUGGAAGUUGAUGGAUUAGCCCCCUUUCUGCUUGGAAGAAAACCGCUUUUGGUAGUGUUUCUCAGGCAAUUCAUUCUUGGCUUUAGUUGGUGUACUCUGAGGUGAGAUGGAAGAGGAUGAAGAAAUGAAGCACACAAAAAAAUGUGGUACAUCCGCUGCCACUUCUCUCCUCUUCAAUUUACCUCUUCUAUUAUGUAUGCAGUUCUCAUCCUGAACGUCUCAGAUAAACAAAAAAAUUUAGUGUGAAGACUCUUGUAACUUAAUUUAGGUGCAUCUGGGUGUUGUAUCUAUUCAACUUUGAGUGCAUGUUUGAGGCUAUAAAUUUUCAUGUUUCUGGACGUACA